Molecule: messenger RNA, 1395 nt
Organism: Penaeus indicus
Lineage: Eukaryota; Metazoa; Arthropoda; Malacostraca; Decapoda; Penaeidae
Product: probable glutamate receptor
Exons: 10
Coding region: 1-1395 (464 amino acids)
Cellular component (GO): membrane
Molecular function (GO): ligand-gated monoatomic ion channel activity
Source: RefSeq, a predicted model, not a curated record
AUGGUUCUGUCGCUUGAAGAAACUUUACAGAAGGGGGAAGUGCUGGAGAGUCUGUUGCUCCACCCUCGAUCCUUCAGAUUCCAAGACGCCCCUGAAGUGGUCGUGGUGGCCGAGCAGUGGACGCCACACGUCCUCAUAAGGCGAGGGGAGAGGGGAAACUUCAUCGCCUCGGGGCCAAUGAUCAAUCUCCUGGACAUGGUGUCACACUCCAUAAACUUCACGUACAGGCUGGUGCGCCCGGACGAUGGAUCUUGGGGAGCUCCUCAAGCCAACGGCUCUUGGUCUGGCAUGAUGGGCGUUGUCAUGAGGAACGAGGCCGACGUGGGGCUGGGUCCCUUUGCGGUCAUGCGGAGUCGCUCGCUCGUGGUGCAGUACAGCCAGUCGUUGUUCUUCGACAGCACGGUGAUCCUGGCGAGCAAAGGGAAGCUGGAACACAAUCCGUGGAGUUUCCUUUUGCCUCUCGCGCCCGCAGUGUGGGCUGCGCUGUUCGUGGCUGCAACCUGUGCUUGUUCGGCUUUGCUGAUCUUGGGCGUGUGGGACUUCGUGUCUGGGCGGUUGAAUAGGGCAAUGGAUGUUCUCUUUUUACAUGUACGGACACUCCUGCAGCAGGGGCUGGGCUGUGACCUGCCCGGAUCAGCUGGGCGAUGGGUGGUCGGAGGGUGGCUGCUCGUCGCCAUGGUAACCACCUGGAGCUACACGGGAAACCUGAUGUCUCUGCUGACCGUAAGGCACGUGUCGUUGCCUUUCCAGACGGGCCAGGACAUCCUUGAUGAUCCACAUGUCAACGUCAUCAUGGAACAGGCUUCUGCUUAUACCGAUAUUAUGGAGAAUGCGAAGGAAGGGAUCCUGGCUGAUCUACACGCCCUGCUCAAGGUGGGCCGCAUGCACCACAAGCCGCUGAAUGCGAUGGCACAGUUCCUUGACACUUUGGUGAGGGAUGGCACUCACGUUCUCUUCAUUGAUGAAUCUACUAGUCGUAAACUACCGGCUGAUAUCUUCUCCAAAACAGGUCGCUGUGAGUUCUACAAAGCCCGUGAGACCUUUAUUCCUUUUUUUUAUGCAAUGAUAGGAAGGAAGAACUGUCCACUCAUCCCAGCCAUUGAUGCCAGGAUCCAACAGCUGCUGGCAUCAGGAUUAUACAACAAGUGGGUCCUCAGCGCUAUUCCCAACGCCACCGCGUGCGUGUCCCUUCCUUCCAGCAUCACAGUCAAAGAACCGCUGACUUUGGCUACCACCUGGGGCAUGUUCGUAGUGUUGGUGUGUGGCCUGAGUCUGGCUCUGAUUUGCUUCGUGGCCGAGAUUAUCCACCACCGUCUCAGUAGGGAGGUAGAGACAUCAGGAGCUCAAGUUUCAAGAAAUGCCUUCAAGAAGAAGAAAGAAAUCGCCCGGAAAUAA